Cryphonectria parasitica EP155 is the source of this 636-nucleotide messenger RNA. RefSeq lists its product as uncharacterized. Lineage: Eukaryota; Fungi; Ascomycota; Sordariomycetes; Diaporthales; Cryphonectriaceae. The transcript has a single exon. Bases 14 to 538 code for a protein of 174 amino acids. The record is from RefSeq and is a predicted model, not a curated record.
CGCCAAGGAGGCCAUGGCUCAUCAGGCCUUGGACCAUAGCGAGAUCCUGAACGUGCGCUGGGCCACCGCCGAUCCGAACCCCAUGGCUCAGGCGCGCGAGGCGAGGCGUAUCGAGGAGCAGGCGGCUGAGGCCAUCCGGCGGGCCCUCCCUGAGGAGUUCGUCGCCGAGAUCGAGGGGAGGGAUCCCGAGGCCAGAAAGAGACGGAGGAUCGAGAGCAGCUACGGCCUGGACGGCUAUGAGGCUCCUGAUGAGGUGCAUUUCGCCCGCGGCGCGAAUGCUGUCAACCCAAGAGGGAGGGAAGGCUUUGACGAGCAAGGGGAGCUGGAGCGGGCGCAGCAGCUUAUGCUUGAGAGCGGUGAGGCGGAGGCGCAAGCUGUGGCGGACGAGACACAGCGGCAGCUUGAGGAGAACGGUAUAUUCUCGAGCAGGACAUUGGCUGCACUAAAUUCUGCGCAGGUGGUAGUGGCAUCCAAGGACAAGAAGAAAGCAUCGACAGGCCCGCUGGUUGCAUACGACAGCGAUGACGAUAGCGAAUAAGAAGCGCCUUCAUGGCAUCAAUGUUUGGUUUCAGAAGGCAUUCGAGGCCAGAGAGCAGUAGAAAGUAUUCAAUCUAAUACCACAUCUUAACUACACCC